Messenger RNA from Clonostachys solani, 912 nucleotides. The record is from the annotation of a GenBank genome assembly. Lineage: Eukaryota; Fungi; Ascomycota; Sordariomycetes; Hypocreales; Bionectriaceae.
AUGAUCGGGCUCCUUUCUUCAGCAGUUGCUGCUUUGCUUCUCUCCAGGGCCACUGCUACCCCUGUGGCCCCGGAAGUCAAGGUCAGCAACCUGCUGGGAUUUGACCCUUCCUACGUCCGUACUCUCUCAGCGGAUGAUAUCAUUCCAGAAGUCACAUACUUGUCUGCCGAGGACAUUGCCCAAAACGCAACGCUCCUUGAGCCUCUGAUUCCCGAGGGUGCAACCAACACAGACGUCAACAAGCGCUACAUAAAUGGCGCUGAUGACCGCUAUGUUUACAGCGAUACAAGUUACCCUUGGGCUGCCACUGGCAAGUUAUACUGGAGUAAUGGCGUCUGGUGCUCCGGCGCUCUAGUCGGACCUCGGCAUGUCCUGACUGCCAAGCACUGCCUUACUUCCGGUGCCACUGGCUACUUUGCCCCGGGCUUCGACAACGGGGCCCGUUUCGGUGAGGGUGUUGUUACUGUGGCUGUCACCACCGACAUUGACUGGGGUACGCCUUGUGGCUGGAAGGGAGAUUGGGCUAUUCUUAUUAUUGACCGACGAUUGGGUGAAGAGCGCGGAUACUUUGGUGCUAAGUAUCCUGACGCUUCGCUCGUCGACCAACCCAUCUUCAACCACAUUGGCUACCCUGGCGACCGGGACAGCGGUAACAGGCCCUAUCGUACGAAUGGAAAUACAGUCCAAUCCUUCCGUGCGUGGGAUUGCGAUUCUACUGGACCUUUCUACACUGACACCGACACUAUGGGUGGUCAGUCCGGUGGCCCUCAUUGGCAAGAUGUAAACGGCGCCCCGUACAUCUGGGGAACUUUGUCAGUAACAUUCGGUUCUGGCACAGUUGCCUGGGCGGGAUGGGGAUCUGGUGAUGGUAUGGUCAGCACUAUUGGGCGUCUGAGAGCCGAGUAUCCCUAG